Molecule: messenger RNA, 729 nt
Organism: Fonsecaea multimorphosa CBS 102226
Lineage: Eukaryota; Fungi; Ascomycota; Eurotiomycetes; Chaetothyriales; Herpotrichiellaceae
Exons: 3
Coding region: 1-729 (242 amino acids)
Source: RefSeq, a predicted model, not a curated record
AUGACAUCUUACGCAGCAAAACUAGUGGCCAAGAGGCUGUUCAAGGAAAAUCCGUCCAACAGAGAGGGACGUGAGGAUCCCUACUUCGAGACUGUACCCGCUACGAGACUCGGAGGGCUGUAUAAAACCACAAAGAAACGAAGAAGGGCUCUGCCGCCAGGGUUGACACCAGAAGAGGAGAAAAUCCUCACCAAAGCCAAAAGAAGAGCCUAUCGCGUCGACCUUUGCCUCGGAAGCUUUUUAGGCACAAGAUUCGGCUGGGGAGCGGUCUUUGGCUUGAUCCCUGGCAUUGGCGAUUGUAUCGACCUCUUCUUUGCUCUCAUGGUCUACCGCACCUGCUGUUCCGUCGAACCAGGACUACCCUCGUCCACUAAAAUGCGAAUGCAAAUGAACGUCCUCAUUGACUUUGCAAUCGGGCUGGUUCCCUUCAUUGGUGACCUUGCGGAUGCGGCAUACAAGUGCAACACCCGAAAUGUGGUACUGCUCGAAAAGGAACUGCGUGCGCGUGGUCAGAAGAGGAUUAAGGGUACUCCGCAGGCCAAUGUUGCAGACCCGAGUCUUCCAGAUGAGUACGACUAUCAGAACGAGGAGGGUAUAUUGAAUGCCCAGAAUGGCCCUCCUCCAAGAUACACCUCACGACGACAGUCCAGAAGGUCCAAUCGAGAGAGGCAACGAGAUGUCGAAGCCGGAGAAGGCAUUCCUCCUCCGAUGCCUGCCCGUACUCGUUGA